UUUUUUAGCACGAAUAGGGUGGCUGAAGUUUGCUUAGUUAAAGACAUCAAUUGACUUCUGUGAUGACUGUGGAAAUGCUGGUGUAAGGUCUUCAGGAGACAAUGGAGAAAAAAUGGACAUUCUGUGCUGUCUAUUCCAUCAUCCAGAUUCAUUUUGUCAGGGGAGUAUGGGAAGAAAUAGUCAACACAAGAGAAGACGUUUAUGCUCUGCCUGGCUCUGAUGUCGAACUGACCUGCCAUAUUCAGAAGAAAGAUUUCUUGGUGCAGAUGCAGUGGUCCAAGGUCACAGAUAAAGUGGACAUGAUCGCCAUUUAUCAUCCCCAACAUGGCUUCUACUGUGCCCAUGGCAUUCCUUGUGAGUCUCUAGUGGCUUUCACAGAAGCUCCUGGAAAGGUGACAAAUUGGACACUCUUCUUAAGAAAUGUAUCUUCCUCAGUAGGUGGAAAUUAUGAGUGUAGCUUUACCAUGUUUCCAGAGGGCAUUCAGACUAAAACCUACAACCUUCUUGUACAGAGACAUGUUACACAGGAUAAAUGGAGAAGCAAUCAUACAAUAGAAACAGAGAUGAAUCAGACUCUGAAAAUACCAUGCUUUCAAAAUAGCUCUGCAGAAAUUUCAUCUGAAUUCACUGUUGCCUGGUUGGUGGAGGUUAACGGGACUCAGGAAACGCUUGCCUCCCAAAAACACAUCAACAAAUCCGUGAUAUUUAAAGACAGAGUCAAGAUAGACUCACACCAUGGACUCCACCUCUCUCCAGUCCAAAUCCAAGAUGAUGGCCUGAAGUUCUCUUGCUGUGUUAAAGGCAGAUAUGGCGAAAUAUUGAGGAGCUCGACCACAGUCAAGGUUUUUGCUAAGCCAGAAACCCCCAUGAUCAUGGAAAAUAACUCCAUGGGCUUUUUGGGAGAGAGAACAUUUACCUGCUCGCUAAAGAAUGUAUUUCCCAAAGCAAAUCUCACAUGGUUUAUAGAUGAAAGAUCUCUUCAAGAUGGAAAUGAAGGAAUACACAUUACUAAUGAAGAGAGAAAAGGCAAAGGCGGAUUUUUGGAACUGAAGUCUGUUUUAACAAGUGUGCGUGGUAAUCAAUUAGCCCAAUCAAACAACUUAACCAUUUGGUGUGUGGCUCUGUCUCCGGUCCCUGGAAAUAAAGUGUGGACCAUCUCGGAAAAGAUCACCAUUUCCUGGGAUUCUGUGGCUCCCUCAGUAGAUGCUACAUUCAGUGUUACAGAAUCUACCAACAGCAUAUCUCCUACAAUAGGCUAUCCAGCUACAUCUUCAAUGACCCCCAUGGACAUGCCUUCAUCUACCACCUCUCAAACCAGCAAUUCCCACGUGGCUACCCAAGACAUCAGCUACUCCAGGACCUCCAGUGGGAUAGAGGCCGGGAAAUCAAUUUCAUGGACAUCCAGCGAAACAUACAGUUCAUCCUCCUCCAACACAGGCUCAACUCUUCAUGGUGAUGUCUUCACCAGCACAAGCAGAACAUUUUCGGAAGUUCCCACAACUGCCAGGGGAUCUACUAAAAAUAAUCGUAUCUAUAUCACUGGUAUUGAGCUUGGUAGACCUGAAGAUGGGAUAUCCUGGCCGGUGAUCGUUGCAUUUUUGCUCUUUUUCUGUGUGAUAUUGUUUGGUCUUGGAAUAAGAAAAUGGUGUCAAUACCAAAAGGAAAUCAUGGAAAGACCCCCACCUUUCAAGCCACCUCCACCUCCAAUCAAGUACACCUGCAUUCAAGAGCCCAUUGGAAGUGAUCUGCCUUAUCAGGAGAUGGAGACACUCUAGUCCUUUGAGACUUUGUCAUAUAGCGAAAUUCUCCUGGAAUACUAUCGAGAAGGUAGAUGUUAUGCUUUAUGAAUAUAAUUGCCCUCCAGCCAAGCCUCUGCUGCAGAUGGGAUGCAUGUCAGAAUUGAAUAACUUGUUUUCCCAGCAACUCACCCUGUUUCAUCUGCAUAUGCCUGAAAUUCAAACAAGAGUGAGAGGCUGUGUCAUGUCCACAUCCAACACCAUCUGUAAGGAUUUUCUUGCUUUUGUAAAAGGUGCAUAUUAGACUGCUGUCAUUUAAAAAUGCUUGCAGUGUUUUUGUUUACUUCUCAAGUUAAAGGAGCAACCGUAGUUUCAAGCAUAUGCCCACACUUAAUCCUCUUCUUUGAACAUCUUCCAGCAUUCUAAACUAUUUGCCAAAAUUACAAGAAUUUUGGAGUUUUGCUGCACUCCCCAAGAGAAUUAUAAGAAGAAAAAAAUGGGAGACUUCCAGCAUGAGUUACCAAUAAUGAAAAAGUACAGCCUUCCAACAGAAAUUUUGUCAUUUAUUUUCAGUAGAGAAAAACUGAAAGCAUUGGACAAUAGCCACACUCUAAGCCCACUUUCACCCUUCCUUCCAUUGUGUUCAGUACAGUCUCCUGCCUCAUGGACCAAGAUAAGGAGGAGCCAAAGAAAAAACUAGUCAAUAGUCAAGUAGCUUAGAAGAUACAAAGCUUCACUGGCUUCUAAAAUUAUAACAGCUAAAACUUACUUCAUUCUUGGCUUUACCUCUGUGUAUGUAGGUGUGUAUGUUCAUAGUAUGUAUCAAACUAGCAUCAAAUUAUUAUGUAAGCAAGCUGGUGGCCUAACCCCAUUCUAAUCCAUCCAAUUCUCAUGAUUCUGUUGUUCAUCUUGGGACUUCCUGUUCAUCCAGCAUGCCUGUUUUGAUCUGUCUUAAAACAGAUAAAGAGCUUCAAAUGAGACUAACACUGAUGAAUUAACCCUGCUCCUACCAACAUUUUACAAAGCAAAUCAAGCAGAAUAUACAAGUGACAGAGAAUAAACUUAGUCAAACAUUCCCUGUGUCCAGCAACAGUUUGUCAAUGAAUAAGCUACUGAUCCCUCUUGUCUUCCUAUCCCCCACACACAGGAAGAAAGAACAGAAGUUGUGGGCAGGUAUAAUGAUAGGCCAAUUCUGUAUGGAUUUCAGUCUGUAAAGGAAUCCUUGGUUCCUUUUCAGUACACUUACCCCUGACUGCACAUGAGAAGAAGUUUGAGGGUUUGUAUUGCAUUUUUUUUUAAGUAACCAUGGCUGUCGAACUCCCGCUCAAGUUGGUCAGAACCUCAGCAGAGUAAGACACAGACAUAAGCACUCUGAUGUUCAGUCAAAAGUAAGAACUGCUGACCCAGUGGAAGCCCCUACUCAUUGAUUAGAAUCUUGGUCAGGAAUUUACCUCUUUUUGAGGCCAACCUCCAAGACAACUCCCAGUGAUUCUUGUAUUCUGAUAGUCAUACCCACGUGGUUCCUCCAACACUAACCUGUGUAACCCAAGAGUAAUCUUAAGGUAAGCAACCAAGGCACCUGGGAUGCAAAAUUUUUAAAAGCAUUCACACUCAAAAAUCACACACUUACAUAAUCUUGACAGUGUGUGCCGGCCUGCAGCACAAUGAACCGGGUUUCCUGAAACAGAGAGUGGGAAUGUGGGGACAAGGACGCAAAGAAUGGAGCCAAGACAAAUCCUGAUUAAGGCUCGUUUAUUCAACAAGUCCAGUAGUAUUUAAACAUGACCAGUUGUACACAAG
Messenger RNA from Oryctolagus cuniculus (rabbit), 3536 nucleotides. RefSeq names its product CD96 molecule (gene CD96). Lineage: Eukaryota; Metazoa; Chordata; Mammalia; Lagomorpha; Leporidae. Gene Ontology annotation, biological process: cell-matrix adhesion; inflammatory response. The record is from RefSeq and is a predicted model, not a curated record.